AUGCCGCAGAGGAGGUUGGGCGUGUGGGUCGUGGCACUCAUUCUCAUCGCGACGGCAUACUACGCGAUAUGGACAGACACAAUCUCGGUAGACCGGUUCCGCGCCCAGGGCCUGUCCUCGGCCUCCUCCUGCCAGUGCCCCGGGCUACGGCCGGAAGAUGCGGCCGUGUUACAACAGGCGAGCAGCAACAACAGCAGCAGCAGCAGCAGCAGCAGCAGUACCGUCACCCACGUCACCCACGUCACUCGCACCCACGACGCCGCGAAGGCAGCCGCCACCAACGCAGACGAGUCGGACCUGAGGGCCGAGCUGCCCGACUACCCUCCCGAUCCCGAGUCCGACCAACAACAACAGCAACCACCACGACCACCACCGCCCGCCCACGCCACCUCGGCAGCCGCCCCCGCAGGAUCCAAGGCCCCGAUCCCGUUCAGGCCGAACCGCGACCCGGAGUUCUUCACGGACCUGCCCAAGGAGUACGAGCUGACGACCGAGGACGACGACCUGUGCACGCUCUUCUACACGGACGACUACGUCUACGGCAUCGCCAACAGCUCCACGCAGCUGUGCGGCGAGGGCUCCUCCGUGCACGGCUUCGAGGUGCCGACCAACCCGCACCACCACAAGCUCAACGGCGCCACGCCCGUGUACCUGAUGCAGGGCGUGCGCUGGGACCCGGAGCGGCGGCGCUUCGACGCGCAGUGCGGCGAGGCCACCGCCGACAAGGCCCUCGUCUACGGGCAGCCCCUGCCCGGCCUCUCGUACGGCGCGCCCCGCUCGACCGCCUGCGACAGGCACACGCACGGCCGCCAGCUCGUCAUCUACCCGGCCCUCAAGGAGACGUACGACAACGUGUGGCACAAGCUCAUGGAGCUGUGGCAGAACAAGGUCUCGUACGACGCCGCGCGCAUCGCCGUCGACCCGGCCACGGGCGAGCCCUUCCUCACCGAGGAGCAGGUCGCGGGCGCGCGCGUCGUGUUCCCGGACGACCACGAGGGGCCCUGGGACGACGCGUGGGAGAUCCUGACCGGCAGGCCGCCCAUCCGCUACAGCGAGCUCCCCGCCGAGGGGUGCUACGACGUCGUCGUCGGCACCGUCGGGUGGGGCAGCCCCUUCUGGACGGCGCUGCUCAGGACGACGUACGAGAAUUGCCGGCGCGAGACGCUGCUCACCUCCUUCACGCGCUGGGUGCUGGGGUUCUACAACAUCGACGAGCGGCCCUCGUCCGACGUGCGCGAGAAGCCCACCAUCACGGUCGUGCAGCGCGGGUCGACGCGCAAGUUCAGGGACUUUGGCGUCCUGAUGGAGAAGAUGCACGCGCAGCACCCGGGCUACGCCAUCAACGUCGUCGACCUCGCGCUCAUGGGGAAGAAGGAGCAGAUCGCGCUGCUGCAGUCGACGGACGUGCUGGUCGGGCACCACGGGGCCGGUAUGAGUUAUGUCAUGUUCAUGCGGCCCGACUCGGCCGUCGUCGAGAUCCUGCCGCCCUUCUUCCUGUCGCGCGGGUUCCGGUGGGUCGCGCGGAUGAGGGGGCUGGUGCACUUCAUUGGCAAGGCUAUGUGGAAGGAGGAGUACAUGCAGGCCGUCGAGGGCAUCCCUAUACCCGAGGGGUGGAAGCCUACCGUCCAGGACGAUGGUGAUGCUAAUGAGUGGCAGACCGAGGAGUGGAUCUGGAUCACGCACGAGGAGGUCCUCGGCCUGGUCGACGCGGCGGUGAAAAGCCAAUUGCAUGCUGUGGGAGAUCACAUGUAG
Messenger RNA from Diaporthe citri, 1752 nucleotides. RefSeq lists its product as uncharacterized. The record is from RefSeq and is a predicted model, not a curated record. The transcript has a single exon. Lineage: Eukaryota; Fungi; Ascomycota; Sordariomycetes; Diaporthales; Diaporthaceae. Gene Ontology annotation, molecular function: glycosyltransferase activity. Bases 1 to 1752 code for a protein of 583 amino acids.